Molecule: messenger RNA, 7239 nt
Organism: Symbiodinium necroappetens
Lineage: Eukaryota; Dinophyceae; Suessiales; Symbiodiniaceae
Source: the annotation of a GenBank genome assembly
AUGAUCCCAAAGAUGAUCCAGGCCGGCACCGACAUCUUCCGGCUGAACUGCUCCCACCGACGUGGCGGCGACUUCGAGCGUGUCUAUCCGCUGAUCCGCAAAGCAGCAGCAGAUUUGGGAAAGAAGGUGGAAUGCCUGGGAGAUCUCCAGGGCCCAAAGUUCCGCGUUGGGGAGCUGGCCGAUGAGCCCAUCCCGCUGAAGGAUGGCGAGGUCCUGGAGUUUGGAAUCUGCAAGGACGACAACGACAUGAUCCGCCCUGGACGGAUCACCAUGAAGCCAACGACCGAGCAAAAUGCUUUGGUUCGGGCCUGCAAGCCAGGCACCCCUUUGCUUCUCGAAGAUGGCAUCAUGGAGGUGAAGGUGAUUGAAAAGUGCUCCGACACAGAGCUCAAGGUGCAGGUGGUUCGUGGCGGGAAGCUGAAGGCCCGCAAGGGUGUCAACGUGCCAGAGGUGCAGAUCGACUGCGCUGCCCUGACGGAGAAAGACAUCGAGGAUGCGGAGUUCCUCUUGAAGCUCGACCCCCCGAUCGAGUACAUCUGCGUGUCCUUCGUGCAGAAGGAUCAGGACUUGCAGGAGCUCAUCGACAUCAUGGACCGCUUGCAGAUCCCGCAGGAAAGGCGGCCGAAGAUUUGCCCAAAGAUUGAGAAGCCACAGGCUCUCACCAACAUCGAUGGCAUCAUCGCCAAGUCCCAGGCCCUGAUGGUUGCCCGUGGCGAUCUGGGCGUGGAGCUGGAGCUCGAAAGGGUGCCCUUCGCGCAGAAGCUCUUGAUCAGGAGAGCCAAGGACGCCGGCCUCUUCGUCAUCAAUGCUACUCAGAUGGUGGAGAGCAUGAUCGAGCAGCCUGUGCCCACGCGGGCCGAGGUCAGUGAUGUGCAGAACGCCAUCUGGGAUGGAGCAGAUGCGGUGAUGCUCAGCGGCGAGGCGGCCAGUGGCAAGUACCCCUGUGAGGCCGUCCGUGCAGAAGCAGAUGCCGCCCUUGAAGCUGAGAGCGUGAAGCACCUCUUGGUCCCACAGGUCUAUGACGACUAUGUUGUGGACGAAGCGAACAAGCCGCGCGAGUUGGAUGACAGCCGAAGGAGGACCAAGAUCGUGGCAAGCCUGGGCCCUGCAUCCUGGAGCGACGACAUGCUGGCGAAGAUGAUCCAGGCUGGCACAGACAUCUUCAGACUCAACUGCUCGCACCGACGCGGCGGUGAUUUCGAGCGAGUCUACCCUGCCAUCCGCCGUCACUCAAAGGAGCUGGGCGUCAACGUUGAGUGCCUGGGAGACCUUCAGGGACCCAAGUUCCGGGUGGGUGAGUUGGCCGGCGAGCCUGUCGAGCUGCAGAACGGAGACAUCCUGGAGUUUGGCAUCUGCAAGGACGACAACGACCUCAUCAAGCCGGGCCGCAUCACCAUGAAACCAACAACUGAGCAGAAUGCCCUGGUCGAAGCGUGCAAGGUCGGCACAGUUCUGCUCAUUGAAGAUGGGCUCAUGGAGGUGAAGGUGACAGAGAAGAUCUCCUCCACGGAGCUCAAGGUGGAAGUCACUCGCGGCGGGAAGCUGAAGGCACGCAAGGGCGUCAAUGUACCGGACUUGGAGAUCGACUGCGCCGCCUUGACGGCCAAGGACGUCUCCGAAGUUCCAGGGCCAGCCAUUGCAGCGAGAGACAAGCACGGCCCGUGCGUGUCAACUGCCAAAGAGAAGCAGUCCUUGCUCGGUAGCAUCUGCUUCGAACCGACCCUGGAUCUUGAUGUAGAGUACAUAGGCAUAGGAGACAUCGAGGAUGCGGAGUACCUGCUGCAGCUGGAUCCUCCUAUUGAGUACAUCUGCGUGUCCUUCGUGCAGAAGGGCCAAGACCUCCAGGAGCUCAUUGACAUUAUGGACCGGCUGAAGAUCCCGGCAGAGCGUCGGCCGAAGAUCUGCCCAAAGAUUGAGAAGCCGCAGGCCCUGACCAACAUUGAGGGCAUCAUCGCCAAGUCCCAGGCCCUCAUGGUGGCCCGAGGCGAUCUGGGCGUGGAGCUGGGCCUCAACCGAGUGCCCUUUGCGCAGAAGCUGCUCAUUGCGCGGGCCAAGCAGGCCGGACUCUUCGUGGCUCUGCAGCAACAGGUGAUCAACGCCACGCAGGUCGUGGAGAGCAUGAUCAAGAAUCCCGUGCCCACCCGCGCGGAGGUCAGCGAUGUGUGCAAUGCUGUGUGGGACGGAGCCGAUGCAGUGAUGCUGUCGGGAGAAGCGGCCAGCGGCGACUUCCCAUGUGAAGCUGUCAUGGCCGAAGCUUCUGCAGCUCGUGAAGCUGAGUCCGUUAAGCACCGGCUGAGGCGUGCAUGCCCGCCUGUGGAAUCGGGCGCCAUGGCUCCUCCGAUGCUGCAUGUUAACAUGGGCAACAAGAAGCAGGAGACAGAUGACUCCCUGCGAAAGACCAAAGUCGUUGCAAGCCUUGGCCCUGCUUCCUGGAGCGAGGAGAUGAUCCCCAAGAUGAUCGAGGCCGGCACUGACAUCUUCCGCUUGAACUGCUCCCACCGCCGUGGCGGCGACUUCGAGCGGGUCUACCCGCUGAUCCGCAAGACUGCGCAGGAGCUCGGCAAGAAGGUCGAGUGCCUCGGCGAUCUCCAGGGUCCGAAGUUCCGUGUUGGAGAGCUGGCUGGAGAUCCAAUCGAGCUCGUGAACGGCGAGGUCUUGGAGUUCGGUAUCAGCAAGGAUGACAACGACAACAUCCGGCCCGGGCGCAUUACCAUGAAGCCUACCACGGAGCAGAAUGCCCUGAUCGCCGCCGCCAAGGUUGGAAUAGAUCUGCUGUUGGAAGACGGCAUCAUGAAGGUGAAUGUCGUGGAGAAGCUCAGCGACACGGAGCUGAAAGUGAAGGUCAUCCGUGGUGGAAAGCUCAAGGCCCGCAAGGGUGUCAACGUUCCAGACGUUGAGAUUGACUGCGCAGCGCUGACCACCAAAGACGUCGAGGAUGCCGAGUUCCUGUUGCAGCUUGACCCUCCCAUCGAGUACAUCUGCGUGUCUUUCGUACAGAAGGGACAGGACCUCCAGGAGCUCAUCGACAUCAUGGACCGGCUCAAGAUUCCACAGGAGAGGCGACCCAAGAUCUGCCCGAAGAUCGAGAAGCCCCAGGCUCUCACCAACAUCGAUGGCAUCAUCGCCAAGUCCCAGGCCCUGAUGGUUGCCCGAGGUGAUCUGGGCGUGGAGCUGGAGCUCGAGAGGGUGCCCUUCGCGCAGAAAUUGCUCAUCCGCAAAGCCAAGGAUGCCGGGCUUUUUGUCAUCAACGCUACGCAGAUGGUCGAGAGCAUGAUCGAGAGCCCAGUCCCGACCCGGGCGGAAGUGAGCGAUCUGCAGAAUGCCAUCUGGGACGGUGCCGAUGCGGUGAUGCUGAGCGGAGAGGCUGCCAGCGGCAAGUUUCCUUGCGAAUCGGUCGCAGCAGAGGCAGCUGCAGCCCUCGAAGCUGAGAGUGUUAAAGAUCUGUUGAUGCCACGACUGGGCAUCGACUACUUCUGCGACGAGGGCAACAAGCCGAGGGAGAUGGACGACUCCAAGCGCCGGACGAAGGUCGUGGCCAGCCUGGGCCCAGCAUCUUGGAGCGAGGAGAUGAUCCCCAAGAUGAUCGAGGCCGGCACUGACAUCUUCCGCUUGAACUGCUCCCACCGCCGUGGCGGCGACUUCGAGCGGGUCUACCCGCUGAUCCGCAAGACUGCAAAGGAGCUCGGCAAGAAGGUGGAGUGCUUGGGCGACCUCCAGGGCCCGAAAUUCCGCGUCGGGGAGCUUGCCGCGGAUCCCAUCCCCCUGGUGAACGGCGAGAUCUUGGAGUUCGGAAUCAGUGUCGAUGACAACGACAACAUCAAGCCGGGACGCAUCACCAUGAAGCCGACGACAGAGCAAAACGCCCUUGUCAAGGGCUGCCAGGUUGGCACGACCUUGCUGAUUGAGGACGGCAUCAUGGAGGUGGUGGUCACUGAGAAGAUUAGCGACACGGAGCUGAAGGUAAAAGUGGUCCGGGGAGGCAAGCUCAAAGCCAGGAAGGGCGUGAACGUGCCGGACAUCGAGAUCGAUUGCGCAGCCCUCACUGUCAAAGACAUCGAGGAUGCGGAGUUCUUGCUGCAGUUGGAUCCUCCCAUCGAGUACAUCUGCGUCUCCUUCGCUCAGAAGGCCCAGGACUUGCAGGAGCUCAUCGACAUCAUGAACAGGCUGCAAAUCCCACCUGAGAAGAGGCCGAAGAUUUGCCCGAAGAUUGAGAAGCCACAGGCGCUGACCAACAUCGAAGGAAUCAUCGAGAAGUCAGAGGCCUUGAUGGUUGCUCGCGGGGACCUUGGUGUUGAGCUUGGACUCAACCGCGUGCCCUUCGCACAGAAGAGUCUUACAGUUUCAGAGCCAACAACAGAUGUACAUGAUGAAACGACAAUGGUUCAAGCACGUCGAGCUAUGGGCAUCCGGUUUACCAUCCUCAGCGCCAUGGGAGACCAGGGCUACUCAAGCUUUCAGAAGAGCCCCAUACGGGGCCGCCCCAAUGUGAGCAAACUGGUGCCGAAAAAGCUGACGCGCUCGACCACGGAUGACUCCCAGACCGCCAUCAACCGCGUGGUCCACGAAGCUUUAGCGCGCGGAGGCACAGUGUCUUCACCUGAGGUUGCUGAGGAGGUGCAGCAGAGGGUGGCUUUGGUGUUGCAGGCGAAGGAGGACGAGCUCACAGGCAAAAUCACCCACCAACAGCGCUUGCAGCUGAUCAAGCUGGUGGCUACCCUGUCAGCAGAGGAGUACUUUGAGGAAGCGAGGCGACUGCAGAGCUCAGCCCGACAGGAUGCAGAGCAGAAGGUCAACAAAUCGAGCUCGAUGCUGCCAGUCCUCUGGCGGCGCAUGCUUUGCAGCUGCUUUUUGGGCCAGGAGGAGGUUCUGGGCCUGGGAGCCUGCUGCCGCUUUCUCCGACAAGACCACGCCCUUGGUCUCCAGAGUUUCGUGCUUCCCAGCCACCUCGAAGGGUUGGAAGACACAGUGACUACGGCACGCUUGGCAAUGAAGCCGCUGCCUCUGCCAGCGCUUAAGCGACUCGUGUCGAAGUUCCGCUAUGCACAGAAGCUUGUUUGCAGCACGAGAUGCUGUCGUCUUCAGGAUUCUGAUCUGGAGCUCCUGCCAUUGGCCCAGCUCAGGGUCCUGGACCUCAGCUUCUGCUACAACUUGAGUGAAGAAAAGCUGCUGGAGGGCCUGCGCUCUACUCUCUGCCUCUCAGACCUGAGUUUGCGUGGCUGUUCGCAGCUCAUAUCACCUGGCACAGAAGAAGCCCUUGCGGACUUGAAGGGUCUGACCUCGCUGGAUGUACGUGGCUGCAGCAACCUGAGCAGCGAAAGUGUGAUGCGCUUGACGGCAGAGAACCUCAAGCAGUUGACAACAUUGAGGUUUGGCUACACCUGUACACCUCAACUCUGGCCGGAGCACCAGGCAAUGCCCUGCGAGACCUUCUCCUCGGAGACCUUCGCCGGGCUUGGGUCGAGCCGCUCCCUGCAGUGCUUGGAGCUGGACAUCGGUCUCAUGCAUCGUUGGGCGGAGCGAGGAGGAGCGCCCGUGGUGGACGAUGCCAUUGUGUCUUUGCUGUGCCUGAAGCAUCUUCAGGCCCUCAUGCUGUGGAACUGCAAGGACCUCCAGCCGAUGACUUUUCGGAGAAUCCUGGACCGGCUUGGCGAAGGCAUCGACACUGUUAGCAUCGACGACUGCUACCACGAUUACGAUGCCUAUUUCCAUGUCGUCCCAAGCGUCUGGGGCAUCCGCACUGCACAGGAGUUGGACAAGGGCGUGAGGUCAAAAGCAAUGCUGCCGCCUUCCAGCCCAACAGCAGGACGUGCCGUCCUCAUCGGGCACAAUGUUGCACGGGAUCGGGAAGCCGUGCUGGCGAAAACAGUCCAGCCACUCGUGGACAAGGGCUGCCAGCCGACCUCACUUGUGCUACAAUGUGAAGGAGAUUAUGACGGGGUGAUACAAUUGGCAAGCGACAGAACGGAGCAGAUUGAGCUCUUGACAUCCAUCAACAUAUCGGACGACUUCUUGGAGAGCUUCUUUUGCUCGAUGCUGAAGAGGUGUUCGCUAUUAAGGAAACUCGGCAUCCGCACGAAGGGUGCGAUGAUGUCUCUUGGCCAGCUCCGUGGAUACGAAGCCGUACUGAAAGUCGUGGCAGCCCACUGCCAGCAACUCGAAGUCUUUGACACAUGGUUGAUGACCAGCUUCGAUAGCCUCUCUAGUAGGCGUAUCGCAGUUGCUGUCGAAUACUAUGACCGGAACCCUCCCGGGGCAUCCUCUCCCGCUGUGCACUACGAUACAUUACGCGACUUCUUUGGAUCGUGUCCCCUCCUGACCACAGUGCGCUUGGUCCCGCCUUCAGCAGGACAGGACCGGGUCGCUUUUUGGAGGUUUUGCUCCGAUGCGGGCUUUCCGCAGAGCUCCUUGAUCCUGGGCGACUCGCCGCCCCGAAACCUCCCCCGGCCAGCUGUCGAGGUUGAGCCUGAAGAGCUUCAGAUCUUGCGGCAGGUGGACACGGCACUGGUCACCGAGCUGGCGAUUCUGAAGGGUUGUCCGCUGACAACGGCUAUGGCAGGCGAGAUCCUGCGGUUCACACAGCUCCGAAGGCUUGGACUGCAACAGAUGAACAACUGGCCUGUGCUUCGGGAGCUCCUCUUGGCCCUUGCAGAGCAUUGUCCGGACGUAGAGGAACUAUCUCUCAGCGACGUCACAGUUUCUGAAGGGGAAGUCUUUUUGGAGGCCUUGCAGCGGUUUAGACUCCGCAGCUUGAGCAUCAGAAAGCUGGUGCCGGAGAGCGUGGAGCAAAUGGUGGUGCAGGCGCUGCCAGGCUUGGUGCAGCUGAACCGCAGAACCCUGCAGAGUCUCGCAUGCAGCGGAGACCUCGGCAGCUCUGUGCUGUGCUCACUGGCAUCCAGGGCCCCACAUCUUCGCAGCCUUAUCGUUUCUACGAGUCUGGCCAAACAGAACGGAGAGGACAAAGAGGUUUGCAAAGACUUCGCUGGCAGCCAGGAAGAGCUCCUUCUCAAGCUCGUGGCCAGGCGCCCCAAGCUCGAGGAGCUUGAGAUUGCUUGGGUGAGGCAGCCGGACAACAAGCUCAGUAAGGAACAGGAGAGGCGGACCCUCUCGCAGGUGCUCCACCAUGCACCGAAUCUGAUGUAUUUGGGCUCCACGGACAUCAGCUUCUACACAGGCCUGCAGUACAACGACGGGCACGAGUUCAGUACUCCGCCGGCAUCUGAGUCUGACGACAGUGACUAG